Ooceraea biroi (clonal raider ant) is the source of this 1936-nucleotide messenger RNA. Its product is annotated as E3 ubiquitin-protein ligase RNF185. Gene Ontology annotation, cellular component: endoplasmic reticulum. Gene Ontology annotation, biological process: ubiquitin-dependent protein catabolic process. Lineage: Eukaryota; Metazoa; Arthropoda; Insecta; Hymenoptera; Formicidae. Gene Ontology annotation, molecular function: ubiquitin protein ligase activity; metal ion binding. The record is from RefSeq and is a predicted model, not a curated record.
ACUACGCUGAUCAAACGUCUCGCACUCUCGCCCGUCAUCGAUCGUUGCGAUCGGAGUCGCGAUUAUUGACCGUGUCCUCUCGCGCGUGCAGAAAAUCGUCGCGUCGCGAAUAAAGUCAUUCCGUCGCGAACGCGGGGCUGCGAUUUGCAUUGACGUGUGACGUGCUGAUCGGGCCCAUUACGUGUCUCCCGUCUCUUGGCCGACAUCCUGUUCGCGAGAUGCGUCCUGUACGUGUGUAACAGCGCGCUCUGCUCCGACCGAUCAUCCGGCCGUUCAUCUCCGCUCGCGAGAUCGUCGGAUCUUGUUACCGGUACUGUGCACCGGAUUCGUGCAUCCGCUUCGCGUGACGGGCAAGGAAUCGCGGCUGCAUCGUACGCGAGCGGGCCAGGCCUGCCCUCUUCCUGGCGAAAGAAAUUGGAAGAAUGAGCAGGACAAGGGAACAGGCGGGCCCGUCCAAGCCGUCGGGAUCCGCGGAGGAGAAGGAGAAGGAGAAGGAUGACAGGAUGUUCGAGUGCAAUAUCUGUCUGGACACCGCGAAGGACGCGGUGGUCAGUAUGUGCGGCCACCUGUUCUGUUGGCCGUGUCUGCAUCAAUGGCUGGAGACCAGACCUACCAGGCAGGUUUGCCCAGUGUGCAAGGCCGCCAUAAGCAGAGACAAAGUCAUUCCAUUGUAUGGACGCGGUGCUACGAAACAUGAGGACCCGAGGAAUAACGUGCCACCACGCCCAGCCGGUCAAAGAUCAGAGCCAGAAGCCAACGUAGGCUUCUCUGGUUUCGGCUUUGGCGACGGCUCCUACAUGUCAUUCGGCAUCGGCACUUUUCCGUUCGCUUUCUUCACGUCAACUUUCAAUUUCAGCGAUACACGACCAAGCGCAGCUCCCAGAGGCACGCCGCAAUACGAGGAGGAACAGUUCCUGUCGAAGAUAUUUCUGUGGUUAGCAGUGAUAUUCAUCGCUUGGCUGCUGAUGGCGUAACAUUGCUCCUAAAUCACACACCAGUCUGCCCUGUAAUCUUUUAAUGCUUAUAUAACUACUUAUACCUAGUUAUCUCUGUUCUGUCCGCUCAUGAUGAUGAUAAUCGCAAUGUUACAUCGCUCUUUGGUUUUCGCAAAAUUAUUUUUGGAGAAGCAAAACAAAGGAGAAAAUACAAAUUCACCUGUGCGCCUUGUCGUGACGCUUAAUCUCUAAACUUAAUCGCGAUUAUAAUAUAUUUUUCUUCUUGUCUUCGAAGUCGGAAUAAAACAAGAAAAAGAAGGAUACAUGCAUUUGGUAUCGGCCGCACAAUUGUUCGAGAACGCGAUUUGAUGCGCUUGUUCGCACGUGAAAUAUCUCGAGCAGGACAGCUUUUCUACGAUUUCGACAGCUUUGAUAUUUCAGUGUCAUUCUUUCUCUCUUGUGUGCAUGCGUGCGUGUAUGUGUGCGUACAUACACGCGAGGUCUCCCAGCCUAUUGAGCUAGCUCUAACGCUCGUACGGAAGUAGAGUGGGUUUUAACUCGCUCUACUUCCGCGGUUUGAACCAAACGGUCCUAUGUAUCGCUUUGCGACCUUCGCAGUAACAAGAAUUGUCAACUGAUCAAGAAAAUCAAAGCGCGUCUCGCGCGCCGAGGCAAUAAACGCGGCAGCAACAGCAGCCGAUCUUUAGCCGCGACAAAGGGAGGGACAACACGUCACUGGUAUCCUUCUCUAAUUGUCUUUAACAGGUCACGUGCGCCCAGAGUCGUUCGCCCCGCCUACUGUCUCGACGCGCCUAAUUAAGAUUUGCAAAUUUAAUUAAUAAGAAUUCAUAAUCUAUUCUUACGAGAUAGUCUGGAGCAUGUAUUGUAGAUAAUACUAUCUGAUUGGCUACCAAAUAUAUCUUAAGGUCAUAUUUAAGAUGACUUUAAUACAAGAAGACUAUGAACUGUCCCCUUUUAUUGUUGCAAAGAUCGCGAAAAAA